UUUGAUAACAUUGAUUUCGAAUGGUAGCAGUAAUAAAGUAAACCUGCUCUCAAAUUAUUCACUUUCAUACAUCUUCUUCUACGGUUCCCUUCAAGAAUCUACUUACUUCUCUCUCUCUUCAUUAACAUAUUCAAUUGCAAAAUUCUUAACCUAAUCGUUAAUUCAAUCAACACCUUCGUCUAUGGACAUUGUUUGUCUCAAGUGUGGCGAUGUAGGUUUUAAAGAGGCUAUAGUUUUUUGUAGCAAAUGUCAAUCUUAUGCUUUGCACAGGUACUGUUUAGAUGGGCCUGUGAUUUUUAUUGAUGAUGUUAUAUGGUUUUGUGAGGAUUGUGAACCAAAGCCAAUAGCACUAUAUUCACUUGAUCAAUCUACACUUCUCUCAUCUAAAACAACUAACUCUGCAAAUUUGGCCAACAAUGCAAUCCAAUCCCGAAGAAAACUGAAAUAUUGCAUAAAGAGACCAAAGAAAAGCAAUCAACGGCAUAAAAAGAAGAUUGGAGAGAAGCAGAAGAAAGAAAAAGUUAACUCUGGCUUAGUUGCUAAAACAAAGGUCCUUUUAUCUGACAGUAGCUGUUUACCUGAGCUUGAGCAUCCUCAAUGUAGUAUCAGCCACAGACAAGAAAAUGAAUCUAAAAAUGAGUGUGGGCCAGUUCCAACAGAUGCAACAAAUUCCAAUGUUGAUGCACAACCUAUUGCUGAACCAAUAUGGAGGGGAAAUUUGUUCUUCUGCAAUGAAGCUAUUGUCACUGUCAAUGGACUUCAGGCCCAUUUGUCCAGUUUAGCAUCCCUCAAAGUUCUAACCGAGGCAAGACUUUUCCCGGAAGUGCUUUGCGCAGAUUUGCUUCCCAGAUCUGUGGUGUGGCCUAAUAGUUUCAAGAAUGAAGGACCAACUAAUCAGAACAUUGCUCUUUAUUUCUUUGGGUAUGAAAGAUCGGAAAAGAUCUUUGACAAGCUGGUUGAUGAUAUCAUUCGCAAAGAAGUAGCCAUAAGAGUUGGGACAAAAAAUGCAGUGCUUUUAAUUUUUCCUUCCACCUUGCUGCCAAUCCAACAUCAGAAAUUUCAAACCAAAUAUUACUUGUGGGGUGUCUUCAGAAAAAAAUCAAACUUCACAUGAGACAAAUGAUUCUGUGUGCUGAGAGAAGGCUGGUGUUGGCAAACAAUUAACUCCGCAUUAGCAUAACCCGCUAAAUAUUUUGAGAAACAAUGGUAGUUAUAGUUCUAAUGUAUGGUACUCCUGUGUUAGUUAUAUGAUAUGUGCAUGAUGGGAUUGGAAUUGUGUGUAACUUUUUUAUUACUUAGUUGCAUAUUGUUUAAUCAUAGGUUGAAUACGAAUCUUUACUAGUUAAUUGGUCAUUAAUUAUGUAAGGAUUAUCAUUCCUAAUUAAUUCUUACUAAUUUUUUGUUUCACCA
Messenger RNA from Cicer arietinum (chickpea), 1410 nucleotides. Its product is annotated as PHD finger-containing protein 1-like. Lineage: Eukaryota; Viridiplantae; Streptophyta; Magnoliopsida; Fabales; Fabaceae. Gene Ontology annotation, biological process: negative regulation of transcription elongation by RNA polymerase II. Gene Ontology annotation, molecular function: histone reader activity. The record is from RefSeq and is a predicted model, not a curated record.